Molecule: messenger RNA, 2765 nt
Organism: Manihot esculenta (cassava)
Lineage: Eukaryota; Viridiplantae; Streptophyta; Magnoliopsida; Malpighiales; Euphorbiaceae
Product: probable E3 ubiquitin-protein ligase RNF217
Exons: 2
Coding region: 1850-2629 (259 amino acids)
Biological process (GO): protein polyubiquitination; ubiquitin-dependent protein catabolic process; positive regulation of proteasomal ubiquitin-dependent protein catabolic process
Cellular component (GO): ubiquitin ligase complex; cytoplasm
Molecular function (GO): ubiquitin conjugating enzyme binding; zinc ion binding; ubiquitin protein ligase activity
Source: RefSeq, a predicted model, not a curated record
UCAAUUUUGUUCCUCAAAAACCGUAAUUUAAUUCCGCUGUAUGUUUUUUUAUUGUUGGAAUUUCAGUUGGAUUUAAUGAGGAUUUUCUUUCAGUAUUAAUCAUUAUUGAUUUUUAUAUAUAUAUAUUUUUAGUAUGGAUAUUAUUAGGGGUUUUAGCUCAUUUAUAUUCAAUUUUGAUAAUUUUCUUGAGCUGUUGUAAUUAGGGGUUUUUGCUUUUUAGUUCUGUGAAAUUGGUAACAAAAAUAUGUAAUCUGUUCCUGCUUUCAUUUUCCUUCUAAGAUGCUAAUUCUCAUUUCUGUUUGAUGUCCAAGAAAAUCCUGGAAUGUGAAUAAACUAUAUCUCUCAUGAACAAAUUGCGGAUGUUUAGUCGAAACGUAGUAGAAAAUUCUUUUAGUUCAACUAAAUUAUCUCUGUUAUGUUUCUUUUACUGUUGUUCCUGAGAGAUUGCAGGGAAUGAAUGAAGUGAAAAAUGUUAGUGGAAUUCUUAUUUUAGUUUGUAAAUUUUAUGAGACAUAAUUGCAAUUCAUUCAUUCAUCUUUCUUUUCUCUUCUUCUAAUUGCUAAAAGUGCUAGAAAGUGAGAAGCUGCUAUCAUAUUUCCUAAUAACUGUUAUUUUGGUUGUUAAAGGAGAAAAAAAUUUAAUUCUACUUUUUUUUUUUUUAUGUUUCUGCUUUGUUAGUGAAACAAUUUUCAGUUGCAUAUAAUCUUGGAUAGUAGUUUAAUUGAUUUAGUUGGCAGAUACCACAAAUUCAACUUUAUGUUCGUCUUUUCUCAUACUCUCCGUGUUCAUUUUUUUUUCUUUUUCGAAUUGGUUUUCUCAAAAUUGUAUUAGAAGAAAAAUGCAGGUUGAAAUUCCAUCCCAGUUUGAGGAGCCAAACCUAUAUCUUCUGAUUCAUUCAGUACUUGGAUACCCUGGUAUAGACUUUGUUUGGUCAAAUAUAAUUGGCAUCAAAGCCGCAGACCAGCUAAAAUAUUGGAAGAAAAUAACACUCUGUUUUGUAAGUGUAAAGAACGUAGAUGCACAAGCACAUAAAAAAAUUUGGAAUUGCCAAGGAUUAUUGCAUGAAGGAACUGUUUAGAUUAGCACAUAUUUAAUGACCAUCUGACUAUUGGAUUCAAGAAAUUUGUUGCUUCAGUGUACUCAAAUCUCUUAAUCAAGCUGAUUGUUUUGCUGUUAUAAUUAUUUGAUUGGUAGUUCUAGAUCUGAAUGGAGGAAAUAUGAUCUAAAAGUGGACCCCAAUUAGUUUGGGUUUGAUGUUUAGUUGAGUUUGUUAUGACUUUGUGAACUGUGUUUGGUACUACUACCAUUUUCCCUUUAGGCUUGCUGGAGUUGUUUAUAAUAGUUGAAAUGAGAUGAGCAUAGGACCUCUUGUCUACCAGACUUUUUUUUUUCCUUCAACAGGUGAUGCAGUCCGGCAUAUAUCAAGGCACUCAAUUGCUCCAAUAUGAUAGUGCCUUUAUGUUAGAAAUAAUAUUAUUGUUUAUUACUGGUAUUUGAUAUGACUUUACCUUUUUGAUACUUCUGCUGCCAGAUGACAUAUAAAGGCAAAAGACUCUCUUUUUGUUUCUUCUUCUUGCCAUUAACAUGGAACUGAAUUUUGUUUAACCACAUUUAACGAGAUCUCUACAAGCUUGGAAUUGAAGAUUUGCAAUUUUCACUUAUGCAAAUAUGUUUUUGUUUCAAAAAUCUUUUUUAGAAGUGGUACAAUGUAAAUGCGAUUUAUGAACUGGUGCAGCUGCAGCAUUAAAGCUGGGAGAUUGUAAUAUCACCCUAGGAUUGGCGAACUCUGAAGUGGAGAGGCCAAGUCUAGAAGCUGGUUUGAGCCUUAUAAGUCUCUGCAGAUCAUAGCAUGGGAAAUAAACUACAGAAGCCACAAGAAAUAGAAAGAGUUGGAGAACAUGAACAAGAAGAAGAAGAUUCAAAUUUCACAUGUGAAAUAUGCAUUGAACCCACGGAAUCAAACAGGAAAUUUAAGAACGGUGGCUUGUGUUGUCAUCCUUUCUGCUUGGACUGCAUAUCCAAGUAUAUUAAUGUAAAAGUUGAAGCCAUCACUGGAAACAUUGAAUGUCCUGGACUGAACUGCAAACAUGCACUAGACCCUCUCUCGUGCAGAUCUAUUGUCUCUAAGCAACUGUUUGAUAAGUGGUGUGAGCUUCUAUGUGAUUCUGUGGUCUUAAGUUUUGAAAGGUGCUACUGUCCUUAUCGAGAUUGCUCGGCUUUGGUUUUGAAUGAGUGCAAAGAUAAACUGAAGAAAAUAAAGUGUCCUAACUGCAAGAAAAACUUCUGUUUUCGAUGCAAGUUACCAUGGCAUGCUGGAUAUCAAUGCAAUGAAAGUGGACAGUUGAGAGAUAGUAAUGACAUUCUGAUUGGGGAACUUAUAGAAGAGAAGAAGUGGACUAGAUGUUACAACUGUGGGCACUCUGUUGAGCGAGUUAGUGGUUGCAGAGAUAUCAAAUGCAAAUGUGGGGUUCGGUUUUGCCACCAAUGUGGAGGAAGAUUCCAUUUAGGUCCCUGUAAGCACAAAUGUUGUGGAGAUGCAUUCUGCAUGCUAUUAUUUUUGGCAAUGUUGAUAGUUUUUUCCUAUCUAUUAUACCAUCAAGUCAACUUAAUAUCUCCAAGUAACAAAUAAUUAACCUUAUUGGUCCCUGCAGAGCAGCACCAGCUACCCAUUUGCUACAUAUCAUGCUUCUCUUUAGCAAUUAGGUUGUAAAUGAUGCUUUAUCUACUCAUUUAUGAAAAUUUCGACUUUAUAUUGCUACUACAAA